CAGCGAAUGAAACGGAAAGCGCCUGCCUCUUGGACUUAUCCCUCUCCUCCUCCUCCUCCUCCUCCUCCUCCCGCUGCUGCUGCUGCUGCUGCUGCUAGUGAAUCCAGCCAGCGACUUUCCAAUGUCUCGAACCCAGUUGGUAGUCGACAGCCGGACCACCCUAGGAGCAGCUGGGAAGAUCAACAGCCAAGAAAUGGCAAAGCCGAAUGUUCAUUAUUUGGCUCAAGUAGAUCAGCGGUCGAAUGUAGCCUACAACCAUUUCCCAAGUCUCCUCGGCUGGGUUUCGAGAGCCUUCCGACCCAGAAUGUAGCUGAAACGCAGCAGGGCGCUAAUGACAUUGAUCAAAUAAAUAUAGAUCCUAUCCUUGCGGAUAGCCAGGGUCUAUCUGCGAAUGCACGCCAGUUGUCUGUCCACAUAGAGGAGCACGAUAGCCACAGGAGAGAUAGUCCCGAGCUCAGCCUAGGAUGCUUCCCGUCUAUAGCCAUACGCCAGACGACAAGUAACAGAUUACUCGCAACUCCAUCCGCGAUCAAUAUCGACCAAGAGCCAGUGCUGGUGUUUGACGAAGAAGACCACGAGCUCGGCCUUACUGUUGGUGAACAGAUCUCCGACGACAGUUCUCAGGGGGACUUCAGCAACUACCGAGACACCACUGCAACCCGAUCGCAUAGCGCAGUCGCGUGUCCGCAGGGCCGUCCGGAGUCAGCUUGGCCGCUUACGCAAAGAUCGACAUCACCAGAGCAUGGUCAUCAGCAGCAGAUCAGUGCCGAGCAGAUGGCAGUCUCCAAGUCAAGCUCUGUUUUAGCGGACCUUCCACCUCAGGAUACGAGCACAGGGACAUAUGAACAAUGGGAACUACAUCAUGGGUUGUUGAGUCGUACUACACUCGGCUCCGAAACGCACUUUCAGAUACAAUUUGCAUGGGAUCACAACACAGAUGGCCAUGUCCGUCCCGGGGACUGGGAUCUUCCAAAUGCCCACCUACAAUCUACCGGCGACGGUACACUCAAGCUGUGCUUUUCUCGGGACGCUGGUGGGGAGCCGACCAAACAUCCUUCCAAGAAGCGUCGGCGCUCCUCUAAGACGGUCGAAAAAGCUAAGAAGGUCAAAAAAGCCAAGAAGGUCGGAAAAGCUAAGAAGAAGCAGUUAGCCAUUAAUACGGAAGCUGAUGACGAAGAAGAUGACCAAGAAUAUCCAGUUGACUGCAUACUCGAGAAAUACGGCAGGAAUCAGUUCCUCGUCAAGUGGAUGGAGGGCAAGCCGAGUUGGACGACAAGAGAUAAGAUCCAUGAAAAACUCACAGAUGACUUCGACAAGGUCUUCAAGGGUUAUGGGCGCGGAAUUGAACUCCUCGAGGUCAGGGUUUCCAGUAAGCGUGUCAAAGAGUACCGUGUCAAGUGGGGGGAUGAUCAAGUAACUUGGGAGAGAGCGGGCCGAAUCGACUGGAGCGUCUACCAAGGUAAGAUACCUAGCUUGGUUGUGAAGCAAUAAGGGAGGAGAAGACGCUGGAGGAAGAUAGCCGCGAUCGUGGCUGGCCCAUGGAGGUCCUUGCUUAGUUUGUUCC
Microdochium trichocladiopsis is the source of this 1564-nucleotide messenger RNA. RefSeq lists its product as uncharacterized. The record is from RefSeq and is a predicted model, not a curated record. The transcript is spliced from 4 exons. Bases 7 to 1491 code for a protein of 494 amino acids. Lineage: Eukaryota; Fungi; Ascomycota; Sordariomycetes; Xylariales; Microdochiaceae.